This is a messenger RNA of Musca domestica (house fly), 10328 nucleotides long. RefSeq names its product brain tumor protein-like. The record is from RefSeq and is a predicted model, not a curated record. Gene Ontology annotation, biological process: positive regulation of DNA-templated transcription. NCBI's taxonomy places the organism in Eukaryota, Metazoa, Arthropoda, Insecta, Diptera, Muscidae. The transcript is spliced from 9 exons. Gene Ontology annotation, molecular function: ubiquitin-protein transferase activity; protein binding; zinc ion binding. Gene Ontology annotation, cellular component: chromatin; nucleoplasm. The coding region runs from base 1078 to 4602 and encodes 1174 amino acids.
GCGCAAUUUUCCAACGCCAACUACAAUUUGUUGCAAUUCUAUCAACUCCAGUGUUGUACCUUGUCGUACUUUGGGCAAAAGUUUAAAAUAAAUAUAUUUGUUUUUUAUUAAAACAAUAAUACAAUCGGCUGGCAGUGGUCUUUUCGGCACAUCCAAUCGUCCCGCGUCGAUUACCACAUGUAGUUAAACACUUAUACAAGCGUGCAAAUUUAUUUCCACAACACAGCAACACUGCCUGGAAAGUGGAGGCAACUCUGAACAUAGUGUAGAAAAAAUACUAGCAGCAAAGAAAAAAUUUUUUCACACACUACGGACUGAAUUGAUUUUUGUCUGCGAUUAACUCUGGUGGAAAAAAUCUUAUAAUGGCAAAGAGUCUGUAAAAAGGGGACGGAAUAAAAAGUGAUAUAUGCUUUUCAAAAGAGUGUGGAGAACAAAAUCUUUCGAUAAGAUCAGAAGACGUGUCUUUCAGCAAGUCAAAAGUAAUCAUCAAGCAUAAAUAACAGCACAGUUUAGUCAACAUAUUUGCGAGUAGGAAUAAGUUUAUCCUCCAGUGAAGUGGACUGCGCUAAGCGAGAGGCUUAAUUGUUUUGCAAGACCUAAAGCAACGAUAACGAACAGAAGAAAACGGGUCUUACUUGAUUAUCAGUCAAUACAAUAAAUAAUUGUUUAAUGAACUAUAAAGUUAUUCAACCAAAAAGUAUAUUUGCCUUUUAACAACUUUGGUACAACUAAUAAUUAACAUUUUGGCAAUUCUUGAAACGCUUUUCAUCAAAGGCUAUAAAGGCGAAGUUAAAUUAAAGAAGUACAAACAUCUACCGAAAACUAGUAAAAGUUCUCCGCAUAAUAUAAAAACACAGAAUAUUUUGGCGUUCGACUAAUUGUUGCUAAACUUCAUCAUCUCUUUAACAUCAAAGAUUUGUAACUUCAACUCAAAUACUAGGCGGCGUCAUCUUUGUUCCAAAUCACGAUCAAGACCAGCACUAAACUCAGUUUAGACAUACAAAAAUAAAACGUCUACGAUCUCUUGUACCUAUCUGAUUGAAUUAUUCUGUGUCACGUUUUAAAGAGGCUUCAUAUAUGGCAACUAUAGAGGAUUUUGUGCCACAUAUCUUAAAAAGCACCACCGUCACUCCCAAUCCUUCGUCUGUGGCACCAAUCAUUGCCAACACCGCCGACGCUAAUAACUGCACUUUUACCUCUGUCUUGGAAUCGUCUUCUAUAACGGCUGUUGCUAAAGCGUUGGAGGCAUCAAGCUUUAUCACCUCCUCUUCUAGUGCUUCCACUGUGGAUUCUAUCGUUGACAAACUUGUCAAUUCGUUGGAUUUGAACGACUCUUUAAUAUCCAACAGUUGUAACCCAAUAGCAAAGGAUUUGAAGAGCAUUUCGUCCCGUUCGUCCUCAGUUGCCGGCAGCUUGUCGUUAGGCGGGCUGGGCGGUGGCAAUAUGUUUAGUGAGGUCUUCGAAAGUAACGUGGGCUCUGAGCUGGAAUCGGGCUCGUUAGAGGACUCGUCAGGCUCCUUAGGUGACGGCGAUGUCGACAAGAAUUGUAAGAUUUGCAGUUCCCGUUUGCAAUCACCUCGUGUUCUCUCUUGCCUUCAUGUCUUUUGCGAGUCUUGCCUGAACAAGUUGUUGAAUGAAGACUCGUCGGGAGGAAACCUUUCAUCAUCAUCUUCGACAUCUUCGGUUGGGGGCGAUCUUGUACCACUUCAUAACUGUUCUGGAAAAUCGCAAAUUAGAUGUCCAAUAUGCAAGCAGAUAACUAUGGUUGGACCUAAUGGCGUGCAAUCUUUGACAUGUGAUUACAUACUUACCAAUAUUUUGGACUUGGCCACUAUUGAGUCGGAACAAUUGUAUUGUACUUCUUGUAAGAGCAAGGAGAAUGCAAUUUCCCGUUGCAAUGAUUGUGCCAAUUUCUUGUGCAGUGGUUGUGACAACGCUCACAAAUAUAUGCGUUGUUUUGAAAACCACGAAGUUGUCAAGUUGGAGGACUUGCAAAAGACUUCGGACGGCGACAAACCAUUGAUUAUACACAAACCCUUGUACUGCAAUGUACAUACAUCGGAGAAUCUCAAGUAUUAUUGCUUUAAUUGUCAAAUACCGGUAUGCAAUGACUGUUUGAUUGCCGACCACAAAGGCAGCGAGCAUCACUAUGAUAUUAUUGCGUUGGCUGAGAAAUCGGUGCGCGGUGAUGUUGAGAACCUAAUAAAGGAGGCCAAAUCAAAGGUGCAAUAUUGCGAUGACGCAGACGCAAAUUUAUGUAGCGCUCUCAAUGAGCUACAAUCUCAACAUGAUUCGGCACGCGACCUCAUCCAAGAAACUUAUGAGAAUUACAAGAAAAUCAUUGAGAAAUGUCGCGACCAAGCUUUGGUGGAACUGAAAAAACUGCAUUCCGAACGAGUUUUGAAGAUAAUGGAUUUAAUGCAGAAUAUACAGAAUACUAUGGGCAAGAUUGACAACACUUGUAAAUUUACCAACCGCGUUCUGGAGCAAGCAAAUGCAGCAGAAUUUCUGUCGAUGAAAAAACUAAUUGCAACUCAAUUUAUCAAUAUGAUUAAUACAACUCCAAAAUGCGAUAUAAAUUAUUCCUUGACAUUCGAUACUAAACCGGAAAAGUUUGAACAACUAGCUCAAGAAACGUUUGGCAAAUUUCGUACCGAGUCGACACCCCCAUCGCCAAAGGAAAGCACACCUCCACCUACCUUACCUGGUAUGCCACCGAACAUGAUGAAUGGUCGUGUUGGUAGUGGUGGAAACGGUAGCAUGAAUUGCUCCAACAGCUCACAGAGUCAGUUGACAAGCUCCGUUACAGCUAGCAGCCCCAUUUCUUUGCCGACUUCCAUGCAAAGUUCAUUUGAUGGCGAUAUCUAUGCCAAUGCCUUGGGCAAUGGUUUUAUGAUGUCCAAUGUACUUACACCAGACUCUCCACCACAAGGUCAAUCCGCAUUAUCUCAUCAUCAUCAUCAACUGCAACACCAGAAUAGCACUUCCUCUCACCACAGCAGUGUUAAUGGGUUUAAUAGUAUGGGAUCCAUUGGGCCUGGUAAUGGAAAUAGUCUAAACAACAAUUUAGCUAAUUCCUCACCCGGCUUCAAUGGAUCUCUUGGCAACAGUCAGUUGGGCGCAGGACCAGGAGCUUCGCUGAUCGGCCCUCAAGGACUCAACGGCUUAAAUAACACUGUUCCUUCAAACGGACUAAGUGCUCUAAACAAUCCUCUCAACAAUAGUCUUUCAGCUGCUGUUGGUGGUCCUUUGGGUGGAAAUACUGGAGUCGCCGCAGUCCCACCACCAGGGGGUUACAACAGUAUUCUCGAAUACAAUUUAUCACGUCUUGCCAGCCUCACUGAAAAUACGCCGGAUUCUCUAACGGAUGCCCUGGUUGGCUCUCCAAGUGGACCUACUGCCCAAUCAGUAGUGCCAGCAGCUAAUGCACAGAAUCAACCAAUUACCCUAGCCGAUAUUCUCUCUGGCGAUCAGCGCGCUUUCAAUAAUUUGCAAGCUCUUGCGAAACUGGGCUUAAAUAACAACGUAGAUUUUCACACAGACAUGACAAGCAAUCAGCUAUUAACGAGUGGACCCUCACCAACUGGAUUUGAUUGUUUAUUACCAGAUUACUGCCUACCCACAGCACCGUCGCCAAGUUUGCCAAAUUUGCCUCCAUUGUGUCCAGGCGCUGGGGCUGGUGGUUCCGUCGAUGAUAUGAGCAUAACUAGCUUCCAUGCCCCGCAACAACCUCAACCAACGGCUACAAGUAUAAUAACGGGUCGCAACAAGGCAACCCCAAUGCAGAUACGUUGCAAGUUUGGCUCAUUGGGAACGUCCAAAGGACAAUUUAAUUCUCCACACGGUUUUUGCUUGGGCGUUGAUGAGGAAAUUAUUGUAGCCGAUACCAACAAUCAUCGCAUCGAGAUCUUUGAUAAAUCUGGCAAUUUGAAGUUUUACUUCGGAGUGCCCGGUAAAGAGGAGGGGCAGUUAUGGUAUCCCCGAAAAGUUGCUGUUAUGCAUACUAACGGCAAAUUUGUGGUGUGCGACCGUGGCAAUGAGCGAUCUCGGAUGCAGAUAUUUUCGAAAAGUGGUCAUUUCAUGAGGAAAAUUGCCAUAAGAUACAUCGAUAUUGUUGCCGGUCUGGCCGUCACUUCUAAAGGCCACAUUGUCGCCGUUGACAGUGUUUCCCCCACGGUGUUCGUAAUUUCGGAGGAUGGAGAAUUGGUACGCUGGUUUGAUUGUAGCGAUUAUAUGCGCGAACCUUCAGAUAUCGCAAUCAGAGACAAUGACUUUUACGUGUGUGACUUCAAGGGCCAUUGUGUUGCGGUCUUCCAUGAAGAUGGUACAUUCCAGUAUCGUAUAGGCAAUGAAAAAGUUACCUGUUUUCCGAACGGAAUUGAUAUUUCUAAUGCUGGCGAUAUUUUGAUUGGCGAUUCUCAUGGAAAUCGAUUCCAUGUUGCUUGUUAUUCACGUGAUGGUGUUCUUCAGUCAGAAUUCGAGUGUCCACAUGUUAAGGUAUCACGUUGCUGUGGCCUAAAAAUAACUUCUGAAGGAUAUGUUGUGACACUCGCUAAAAAUAAUCAUCAUGUUUUGGUGCUUAACACCCUGUACGUUCAGUGAUUGCAAAAAAAGAAAACUCUCAAUACGAGAUCUGAUUUGUUAAACUUUGGAAAAACUGCAACUGUAAGUAGACCACACCAGCAGCAUCAACAUCAAAAUCCGCAGUCGCAGUCGCAGUCGCAGACGCAACCACAACAUCAUCAUCAUCAACAGCAACAGCAGUUGCGUUCCGUUUUUCCUACAAUGCAUGGCAAUCAUGGCAUUAGUAACACAUCAUCAGCGGUCACAGUCCCAACGGAUCCGAAAGUACCAACAACAGCAGCAUCAGUAUCAACAAACGCAGCACUAAAUUUCAAUAUGCCUUUAAUUAGCAAGCAUCAGCUUUAUAAAAUUAAUACUGAAAAUAGUGAUAAUGGUGAACAAAAAAAAUUACAACUUAUAGAUUAUGAUGAAAUUUAAGGCAAUAAUAUUUUUGUAUUAUUUUCAUUUUCAUGAAAACCAACAAAGAAAGAAUAACUAAAACAAAAUUACACCCACAUAAAAAUAUUUAAUGAUAAAACAACGCCUCCAAAGAUACGACGAAAUUCUGAAUUUACGCCGCCAAAAGCCAAAAAGAAUCGUAAAAUCAAUAUAAUUUAUUUUUUUUACACCUCUUCGUACCACUUACUACUACUAUUACUACUACUUCUAAUAUUUUAUUAUAAAUUAUUAUAUUCUACAUCGUUUUACACUUUACAAUUUUUAAUGUAGUUAAACAAACAAACAACAAACAAACAAAUUAAAACAAAACAAAAGGCCGUUUUUAUAUACAAAACAAAUAUUUUAGCUUAUAUGAGAGAUUUUUUAAAUAUAUAUGUAAUAUUUUAAAUAGUUUCCUUCCUUUUUCUACAACACUUAAGAGACUUUCUAAUGAGGAGGAGUGAAAAGGCUAAUUUUUCUAGAGUAUACAUAAAGAUUUAUUUUUGUAUACAUAGAAAAUUGCCCUUUUGAACAUGAAAAACAUGAAUUUAUAACUCCCAAUGAAUUAAUGAAGGAAAACAUGUCUGAUUUAAAAAAAGUUGAUUCUUUUCGAAACAAAUCUCAAAUCCACAUACAUACAAAUAUAAUAUUUUGAUCUCUUUCUAUUCAAUUUUAUGUUUUUUAAUUGCCAAAAACCAAACAUGAAUCAUAAUUACAAUGUAGAAAAAUGAAUGAAAUUUUGAAAAGUAAAUAACAUAUUUUUAUUUCACCUUUGCAAAAUAAAAAAAAAAAAAAAACAAAACGGAAAUAGAAAACAAGUUGCAAUGGUUUACAAAAAAAAAAACUAAUCACAAUUUAUACAAAAGAACUAUUACAACCAUAACAACUUAAAUGAAUAUUGUUACAUAAAUUACAUUAUUUUUAUUAUUUUUGUUACGUUUUCUUUUUAUUUUAAAUCAACUACAAAACAAUAAAAUGUAUUUACAAAACGUCGAUGGGAGCAUAAGUAUAUAAGGCAUACUUUUGUUUCCAUUGAAAUUGUAUUUCACGUUUUUAUUUACAAACAAAACAAAAAGAAAAGAAAAAACAUAUUCCUUUUUACAUACAAUUAAAUUAAUUUCCCCACGUUAUUUUUUUUUAAUAAGGCUGGUUUUCCAAGACAUUAUUUUACAUAAUUUACUCAAUCACCUUUGUGUGUUAUAUAUAUAUAUCUAUAAAUAUAUUUUUUUUUAAUAACAUUGUUAACUCUUUUAAAUUAUUAAUUAAUUACAUAUACAAACUAUUUACAUUUACAAGAACAAAAACAAAUAUGUUUUAGUAUAUAUGUUAUAUUAAAUACACUGUAACACGAAACAAAUUUUAAACUUGAAACAAAAGAAAAAUAAUCCUAUAAUUUUUAUUAUAAAAUGUUUAAUUUAAUUUUGAUUUAACUUUGUGUUUCAAAUACUUUCUUGUCAUUUUUUGUAUUUAAUUUUAUUUUACUUUUUAUAUUUAUUUUUUUGUUUUCUUUUUUAUUAGAGAGAAAAAAUAUAUGAUUUUCAAAUGUAUUUUUUAUAUAUUGUUUUCAAGAUUUCUAGCUGUUCUUAUGUAAAACAUAAAAGUUAAAAAACGAAGAAAGAUAACAAAAAAGAUUGGAAUAAGAAAAAAAAAACAAAAAAAAAAAAAGAAAAAGAAAUUAUCAUAUAUUGUGCGUGAGGCUGUAGUUUUAAUUGAAAAAAAAAAAAAAAAAACAAUACCAAUCAUACCUUUAUACUACUAUAUAAGCAUUAACAACGAUUACAAGAAUUACCCAAAAGCAAUCCUUUAUAAAAAUACAUAUUUAAUUUUAAGUAGUACCAAAUGUAGAGUUUCUCUUCGAAAACACUCACACAUCAGACUUAUUCAAAUUUCAAACCGUCAUUGACAAAAACCAAACUGUAUAAGAUAUUUUUGUAAACAUAUUUUUUAAGUAUACACACAUAUGUAUUUUGUUGUCGUUUUUCAGUGCAAAAACAGUCCCACAAGAAAGUGUUUAGUCUCUCUCCGCAAAAGGCAAUUUGAAUACACAUACAUAUGUAAUGUUUGGCUGUUUAGAGGAUUUAGCGUUCUUUUAUAACUUUAUUUUCUUAAUGUAACAUCGUUUUUCGUUCGUUCGUUUUUUUUUCUCUUUUAUUUUUUGAUCGAAAGUCCGGAUGAGCCUGUGUGCUCUCGUCCCGAUUUCCGCUAAUUUCGUCUUGUUUGUGUUUUCCUUAAGAGCAUUUUUCUAGCUAUAAUAACACAUUUAUUGUAUACAAAAAUUGAAUUGAUGCAAUUUUUUUGUCGAGUUUAAUUAGAAAGUAUAUACAUACAAUACGUUUUACAUGCUCAUUAUUUUAUAAACAAAUAUUUUUUUGUUUUAAAGUAACGAAAUAUAUUGCAAAAAAAAAAAGAUAAUACCCACAAAAAAAAAAUUAAAAAAAAAAAACAAAUGUAAUUCCAUAAGCUUUUACUUUUUAUUGAAAUAUUUUUUGUUGUAAGUUUUUUAAAUCUAUUUACAAGGUUUUGUUAAACAAAACUUAAAAAGUCUACAAAAGAUUAUUUUUCUUUUUUUUUAAUUAAAGUUUUUUUUUUUAAUUAUUAUUACUUUUAUACACACACAGACAUAUGUAGGCAUAGUAGGUGUUACAACAUGUUGUGGAACUAGUUAUAGGGCUAUGUUUCCUGCAUCAUAGAGGUUUUACAACUGAUUGCCAACACAUCCCCAUUUCAACGCAUAUACAAACAACUGACAUUUGAUAUUAUUAAUAGAGUGUUUUAGAUUAGAAAAUGAAUUUAUGUUGUAUUUUUUCUUGUUAUAGUUUAUUUCCAAUAAUCCGCUUAAAUUAAUGAUAUUAAAAAAAGAAUAUAAUUGUUUAAGUCAGUUAUUUUAUUUUUUUUUUGUAUUUGUAACUAAGACGCCCUCUUAGCGUUUUCCUUACAUUUUAACUUUAAGUCAAGACGUACAGUAGUGCAGAAAGACUAAAUACAUUUUCGCUAUAUUAUAAUUGUUUAAAAAAAAACACGCAGGUUGUAUUAAAUUAAAACCAAAUGCAUUUUACGAAGUACUCCAAUAUUUUUUAUUAUUAUUUUAUAAGUAUUUGUUUACAAUAUUUUAGUAGAGAAAACCUUCAAAUUGCCUUUUUUAGACUUUUGUUUUCAAAAAUAUGUCGUCUACCAAAUUAUUUUUAUUGGCCAUAUAAAUGUUUUAUAACAACUAUGUAUUUUUAUACAUACACUCCAUUAAUACAUGAUAUGAUGCAACACUAGUCAUAUACAUAUGUCUAUUAACAUGUGUAUAUUUUUAAACUAUAUAAUUUUAUUGACCCACUACUAUUGUUUACCUCUAUCUUUUUAUUAAUAAAUCUACACUACUGUACGCUUCUGUUUUACACGCUUAAAAAAUUAACUAGAUAAAGAUAGAGAGAGAAAGAGAGAAUAUGUUGUUAUUGUUAACGUUUUCCACCUUCUUUUAUGUUUCUUAUUUAAUUUAAUUUUAUUUUAAUUUUAUUUCUUUAGUUUUUUUUUUUAUUAUUAUUAUCUUCGAAUUAUUAAUUCAAAGCAUUAUUUUUAAUUAUUAUUUUUGUGAUUUUUAAACUAUACACCUAUAAAUUUUCAAUAAAACUUAAUUAAAGCGUUUUUAUCUAUAUAUUUAUAUGUGUAUGUAUAUGGUUUUUGAAAGUGAAAAAGAAAAAAAAACUGCACAGAAAUCAACUACUAAAAAUAUUUCAGCAAUAAUAUAGAAAAAUAUUUCAGCAACGUUAUUCCGGUUCCGGUAAAAUGCACGAUGCGAUUCAAAAACGGUUUGAACAACUAAAAAAUAGUAUAAUUCAAAAUCUACUUGGUGGUGAAAAAGAAAUAUUUUUAUUGCAUUCGCACUUUUCCGAUUUCGUACUUUCAAAAUGGAAAUCGCAUUGUUUUUGUUUUUUCACGUGGAGUAUUUGGGUACACAAAUAUUUUUAGUUCGACGGCAAAUGAAUUGAAGACGUUCAACUGAAGUAUGUUAAUUUUGUUCAUAAUUUGGUUUGUUUAUCCCUUUACACGAAUAAGCAAAUCAACAAUCUCGGUACAAUAACAUGAAUGGUAGUGAUUCUGUUUUUUUUUAAUUUUCUUUUUAAUAAAAAUAGGGCUCAAUUUGUAAAACGAUAAAGUAAUUUCAACACGUACACACACAUAUAAAGGUAAUACUAAUCUCCCCUUGACUUGCUUAUGAAGAAAUGUGAGGUUAGAAAAGUAUAUGUAUUUCACGAAUCCAAAGUUUUUUUAUGUUGUAUUGUAUUUAACAUAUUUUAAAUUAAUAUAAAUAAAUUUACCUACAUUUUACAUAUAUAUUUAUGUAUAAAACAAAUAUAUACAUAUAUGUAUGAGAAAUAUACAUAUGUUUAUAAACGACCUUUAAAUGUACAUCAUGUAUAUGGGUAAAACAAAAUGAAAUAACAAUCUAGUAUAUGUCAAUUUUUGAUGAUAUUUUACGCCUUAUGAAAAUUAUUAAAACAUAUAUAUUAAAUAAAAUAAAAAAACAAAAGAUAAACAAACAAACCAAAUUCCCCCCAAUAUUUGCAAUAACGUUUUAGGAACACUUAUACAAAUCCAGUUAUAAACCAUUAAUGUAAUAUUAGUAAUGAUUAAGAAUGAUUUAAGCUAAACACUUUUAUUUUUUAUAUUCAGCUAAAAAUUGAACAUGAAACGAAAUAUGAAAAUCAAAAACAACAUUGGUAAAUGCAUUCACAACAAGAACCAUAAAGGAUAAUAUAUAUAUAUGUAUGAGUGAUGAAUUUUCAAUUAAUAAAUAGCAGGCCGAAUCAAAAAUAAAAUGAAACAAACAACAUCCUAAUACAUCAAACAUUCAGAAUUAAAGUUUUAAAACAACACAAUAGUUGACGAAGUCGUUAAAAUAAUCGUAAUGUUCAUAAAACCAAUUGAUAAAUAAAUAUAUACAAAAAAAAAAAAACAAUUUCAAAUUAAAAAAAAAAAACAACAAAAAAUGCGUAUAUAAAGACACCAACAACACACGUACGUAUUUUGUAUUUAUAUGGCGCCUAAAAUGUUUGAAUAUAAAUUGUAUUCUCUAUCUCUAUUCUCUUAGCAUAUACAUAUAUACAAAUGUAAACUUAAUUAUAACAACACAGCAAAUUGCUUUACCUGGUGGUGUAUAAGUUCCUCAAAUACAAAAUUUUAUAAUUAAUUUGUUAUGAUUUGAAUUUAUUUUUCACUGUUGUGUUCGAACUGUUUUUUUUUUAAUUUUAUUUGGGCUCGAAACCUAAUAUUUUAUCUAAUUUGUAUUUAUUUACUUUCUUUAUUUCAAUAAAGUUUUUAUUCAAAUGUAUACACAA